Messenger RNA from Symbiodinium sp. CCMP2592, 720 nucleotides. NCBI's taxonomy places the organism in Eukaryota, Dinophyceae, Suessiales, Symbiodiniaceae. The record is from the annotation of a GenBank genome assembly.
AUGCCGCAAUGGCAGGCCCCCUGCCUCGCAUGUCGUUCGACCGCCUCGGGUGAGAUCGUGAAGCUGCCUGUGACCAAGGACUGUGCGUACAAGGACCUGGCGGCCGCUUUGCGGGAGAAGUUGCCGGAAACCAAGACGCAGGUCAUCCAGUUCUUCGUCUCCAAAGACACCAGCAUGGAUGAGUACAAGACCUUGGGCGACCAGGGUUUUGACGAUGCGGGCCUUGCGAAUGCUGAAUUCAGCUACACCGCAUCGGAGUUCUCCUACGGGGAGAUAAGCCAAGAGGAGGCCAUGCCGCUCUUUGACGAGGCCACGAACAGCGUCGCGAGUUCGCCGGUGGACAUCAAAGAGCUGAUAGCUCUGAAGACGCCGCCCGGGUGCAUCCGGCUGGCCAUGGAGGGCGUGGCUUGCCUCCUGGGGAAGCCCCGGAAGAGCUGGGAGGAUCUGACCAAGAUGCUGGACGAGGAGGACUUCAUGAAGAGCAUGCAGUCUUUUCUGACGAAAGAGGUGCCUCUUGAAGCGCUGGUGGAGCUCCAGUGGUACUUGAAACAUCCUGAAUUGCAGAAGGAGCGGCUGCAGAAAGUCUCCCGCUGUCCUGCACCCAGAGGAACUCCAACCUUUGUCUUAGAGCUGAUUGAAGUGCAUAGAUUAGGGUGCUUUUGUGGGAAACCCCGCAACUCCGUCUCUUCUGCCAAGCCCUGGUGUGCGAACCUGGCCUGA